Molecule: messenger RNA, 1566 nt
Organism: Cydia fagiglandana
Lineage: Eukaryota; Metazoa; Arthropoda; Insecta; Lepidoptera; Tortricidae
Product: WD repeat domain phosphoinositide-interacting protein 2
Exons: 8
Coding region: 229-1551 (440 amino acids)
Biological process (GO): nucleophagy; autophagy of mitochondrion; protein lipidation
Cellular component (GO): phagophore assembly site membrane; extrinsic component of membrane; cytosol
Molecular function (GO): phosphatidylinositol-3-phosphate binding; protein binding; phosphatidylinositol-3,5-bisphosphate binding
Source: RefSeq, a predicted model, not a curated record
UUUGGAGGGGCGAUUGAAGGCGACUGCCAUCCAUCGCAAGCGGAGGGAGGGGGCUUGUUUUUAGCAGCAAGGUCGUUCUUUGUGUCAAAAAAUUCUUAGUUCUGUUGUGACGAUACUCAGUUUAUAAUAAUACAGUGAGUGUUUGUGUUCCGUCGCAAAGGUCGUUGCGCGCGUAUGUCGUCCGUAGUCGAUAGUAAUUAAAUAGACCCGUACACUUCUAACGUUCCAAUGAGUUUGGGAGGAGGACAAAACACAGAUGGAUCAAACGCAGGAGGAAUAUUUGUUCAAUUUAACCAGGAUUGCACAUCACUGGUGGCCGGCAGCAGCCAAGGCUACCACCUGUUCGCGCUGACCCCCGACGAUGGGGUCGAGGAAAUAUAUGCGUCCCGCUCUGGCCAGGACACCUGUCUCGUCGACCGGCUCUUCAGCUCCAGCCUCGUUGCCGUGGUCACCGUCGCUGCGCCCAGGAAGCUGAUAGUGUGCCACUACAAGAAGGGCACGGAAAUAUGCAACUACAGCUAUAGCAACACCAUUCUUGCCGUCAAGCUCAACCGCUCGCGGCUGGUGGUAUGCCUUGAAGAGUCGCUGCACAUCCACAACAUCCGCGACAUGAAGAUCCUCCACACGAUCCGGGAUACCCCGCCCAACCCGCGCGGGCUGUGCGCGCUGGCCCCGGCCGCGGACCGCUGCUACCUCGCCUACCCGGGCUCAAGCGCCGUAGGCGAAGUACAGAUCUUCGACGCGGUGCACUUAAACGCCAAAUGCGUGCUUAGCGCGCAUGAUUCCGGACUAGCUGCCUUAGCUUGGAGCUCAUGUGGGCGGCGGCUAGCGACCGCGUCAGAACGCGGAACAGUUAUAAGAGUAUUCGCAGUGCCUGAGCGAGUACGCCUGUUUGAGUUCAGGCGUGGAGUGAAGAGAUGCGUGUCGAUCUCGUGCCUGGCGUUCAGCGCGUGCGGGACGUUCCUGGCGGCGUCGUCCAACACGGAGACGGUGCACGUGUUCCGCCUGGCGGAGCCGCCGACGCCGCCCACGCCGCAGCCCGGCGCGGAGGGGGAGGGCGGCGGCUGGCUGGGCUGGCUGUCGUCGGCCGUGGCGGCCGGGGCCGGCCUGCUGCCGGCGCAGGUGGCCGACGUGCUGGCGCAGGGCCGCGCCUUCGCCGCCGCACGCCUGCCCAUCCAGCCCAGCCGCGCCAUGGUCGCCAUCACCAACGUGGGUCGCGCCCCUCGGCUGCUGGUGGCGACGGCGGGCGGCGAGUUGUUCGUGUACGCGCUGGACGCGGCCGACGGCGGCGACUGCACGCUGCUCCGCACGCACCGCCUGCUCGAGCCGCAGCAGCAGGCGCCACCGGUGGUCGACACGCAUGAAGCGGAGGGCGCGGGCGGCAACAGUUACGCGGGCGCGCUGCGCGGCCGCGACCCCGCCAGGAUGUCAGACUCGGAGCGCGACUCGGAGCUGGGCGCGGCGCUGGAGGGCUCGCCGCCGCGGGGGCCCUUCGACCUGCGCGACCCCAAGCACUUCCCGCCCAUGCGCGUGCAGCCCACCCUCGACUAGGCCACACCCACACCG